GGGCCGAACUGCCUGAUUCCCCCCUAAUCUUGCUGUUCAUUCCCUCUGGUUGUCUCUGAGCAGCUGCACGGGAGAGGGCAGAAGUGGCAGAGCAGGAGUGGAAAGUAAAGGAAGAGGAGAGACGUGCCACUGAGCAGCGUCUGUUAGACGAGAAGAGGGCGAUGGAGGCGAAUAUCGCUCAGCUGAAUGAGAAAGCGAAGGAAGAACAGGCCCAACUGCUCAAGGAACACGAUAAAGUCCUGAACCAGAGACUCCAGGAGCAGGAGAAGCUGGUACAGGAAGGAUUCCAGGGCCGUGCGGAUGAACUGCAGCAAGAGAUCGACUCUCUGAGAAAGGAGAAGGAAGAGGCAGCGUCCCCUUCCUUUGUGGAUCUGGCUAUUGACACAGCCAUUCUAGCAGCACCUGGCUAUUACAAAGCGAUCCCAAUCACUGCCAAAGUAGGGAAAUAUCUGUGGAACAAGUUCUUCUGAGUGCCUUACACCUUUGUCCUCCCCUACCCACUACCUUUUUCGCUGCCGAGGGGAGAAAAGAGUAAAAUGACCGUAAUAAUUGAAAGCCUUGCCUCCUCACAAGGUACUGGGUUGUUAUCACCAAUUUUUCAGUGGGAAAGCUAAAUAAAAUGUACAAAUGACACA
Messenger RNA from Rhincodon typus (whale shark), 635 nucleotides. RefSeq names its product guanylate-binding protein 1-like. The record is from RefSeq and is a predicted model, not a curated record. Lineage: Eukaryota; Metazoa; Chordata; Chondrichthyes; Orectolobiformes; Rhincodontidae. Bases 162 to 470 code for a protein of 102 amino acids. The transcript has a single exon. Gene Ontology annotation, molecular function: GTPase activity; GTP binding.